Nicotiana attenuata is the source of this 990-nucleotide messenger RNA. RefSeq lists its product as uncharacterized. The record is from RefSeq and is a predicted model, not a curated record. The coding region runs from base 1 to 990 and encodes 329 amino acids. The transcript is spliced from 3 exons. NCBI's taxonomy places the organism in Eukaryota, Viridiplantae, Streptophyta, Magnoliopsida, Solanales, Solanaceae.
AUGCACAAGGCAGAGCAGGAUAGAAGACUCAUACAGUUUCUAAUGGGACUUAACGAGGUUUACACAGUUGUUCGGGGAAGCUUUCUCAUGAUGAACCCAUUGCCUUCUAUGGCACAAGCAUUUGCUUUGCUGAUACAGGAGGAGAACUUGAGAGAAUUCAAGCCCAGAAACCAAUUGAAUUUUGAUUCUGCUACGUUGAAUGUCAAUGUAGGGGGAAGAACUUUUAAGACAAAUUACUCACCUAGUGGGAAUCAGACUUCAAACAGCAGGCCUAGGCCAUUUUGUGACCACUGCAGACGACCAGGACAUACCAAAGACAGAUGCUACAAGCUGCAUGGAUACCCUCAAGGUUUUGGACAGGGCUCACAGCAGUAUAAGCAGAAUUCACAAGGGUAUAACAACAACAUGAGGUCCAACAAGGGGAAGAGCACUGUGGCAAAUGCAGUUGCAAGUGUACAAGGAAUAUCAUCAGACAUGUUGUCAGCCAAAGCAGUUGAACCAGAACAUCAAGGAGACAAUCAGAAUAUGAGCCUUUCAAAGGAACAAUAUGGACAAAUUCUCAGUCUACUGCAGCAUUUUCAAGUUGGAAAUGGAGGAGAAAGCAAUUCAAGUGUUUCUGGUAGAGCUUCUGUGAAUUUUGCAGGUAUGAUUGCUUGCACUUCUUCCAUUGAUUUUGAUAAUCCAUCAUACAAAUGUUUCAAUGCAAAAGCUGACUUGUGGAUAUUAGAUUCAGGAGCUUCAGAUCAUAUGGCUUUCGAUAAAACUCACUUACAAAAUACUAUAAAUCUACCAUAUCAUCUGCUUGUUAAAUUACCAAAUGGUUACAAAGUUAAAGCCCCUUCACUAAAGAGGCCUCUGCAGAUUGUACACUGUCUAUCCCAUCCCCACCACCCUACUGUAAAUAAUCUCUGCAACAAUAAAGACAGUGCUUCUACUCUUCUUUCCUCUACCUCUCUCAGAGACAGUGUGGAUCUUUUGUGGCAUUAUUGA